CUGGUUAAUAUUAGUCAAACUUGUUUUCUCGAUUAAUAAGGUUUUGUUUUGUUUUUUUGAUAAAAUAUACACUUUUUUUUGGGGUUUUUGACCGUUCGUGUGUCAUGUUACGACUACCGGCGUCUAUGGAGAAAUCACCGCAAAGUUUUAAGAGAGAGAGAGAGUAAACGAAGAAAAUAAAGAAAAACAAAAAUCGGUUCUUUUUCCAGAGAGGUCUUAGGAGAGAGGAGAGAGAAAAUAGAAGGAACCGCUUUGUAUAUAAGCUAAGAAAAGCCAAAAACAUCUAGAGGCUAGAGGGGGAGAGGAAGAGAAGAAAAGAGAGAGCUUCUGUUUCUUAUCCGCCGGUAAUAAGACGACGACAGCGACGGCGGAAGCGGAGGAGCUUUUGUUGCCAAUGGCGGAUUCAAACAGCUCCGUUUCCGUCGACGUUGGAACGAUCUAUCUCGGUGGCAAGAUAUGUUAUGCUUCCAAGGAUUAUUCUUCUGCCCUGAAGCAGCUUCCUUGCUGCUACAUAACUUCUGCAUUUAUCACAUCAGUCCACCUGUUAGGAGCUGCUCCGAUUUGUCCUGAUGAUUCAGUCCCUUCUGCUGAAAAUUUGGCUGAUCAGAUCCUUGAAGUUCUCAACUAUUUCGGCCUUGGUGCUGUGAUGUGUAUGGGAGUGACUGCAGGUGCCUACAUCCUCACCUUGUUCGCGAUGAAACAUAGAGAAAGGGUUCUCGGUUUGAUUCUUGUCUCACCGCUUUGCAAGGCGCCGUCUUGGUCUGAAUGGUUUUACAACAGGGUUAUCUCAAACUUGUUGUAUUUCUACGGAAUGUGUGGAGUGGUGAAAGAAUUUUUGCUUCAGAGAUAUUUUAGUAAGGAAGUCCGUGGUAACAUCGAGAUUCCAGAGUCAGAUAUAGCACAAGCUUGCAGAAGACUGCUUGAUGAGAGGCAAGGCGUAAACGUUUUGAGAUUUCUUGAUGCUAUUGAUCGGAGACCUGACAUAUCAAGUGGAUUGAAGAAACUAAAAUGCAGGACACUCAUCUUCAUCGGAGAUCAAUCACCUUUCUACUCAGAGGCUGUUCAUAUGGCAGCAAAUUUGGAUAGAGGAUACUGUGCUUUGGUUGAGGUUCAGGCUUGUGGUUCAAUGGUAACAGAGGAGCAACCACACGCAAUGUUGAUCCCAAUGGAGUAUUUCUUGAUGGGUUAUGGAUUAUACAGACCAUCUUGUUUCUCAGAGAGCCCUAGAAGUCCUCUUAGCCCUUCUUGCAUUUCACCAGAGCUUCUCUCUCCUGAGAGCAUGGGACUCAAGCUUAAGCCUAUCAAAACUCGGAUUGCGGCUUAAGUGUACGUGCACCCUACUGAUUCAUUGGUUCUAGUUUUGCUGAGGAGACAAUCUUAGGGCUUUUGUAGAUAUAGAAACACUUAGGGAGACAAAUUCAAUCAAAACAUAUUCUUUUGUAGUCAGCCAUGAUAAAGACACGACAGUCCACAAAUGUUGUUUAUUAUUUCAUUUUUUUAUAUAUAAAUAUGUAAUUCUGUUGUUGUGACAUUGUAACAAUUGUUUUGUGAUGACUCUGCACAUUUUAGUAAUCAAGUUCAAUAACUACAUUUUUUUUCUUUUUCUUUAUGCGACUUUGUAACAAUUGCUUCGUGUUUGGACUCUGCAAU
Molecule: messenger RNA, 1650 nt
Organism: Thlaspi arvense
Lineage: Eukaryota; Viridiplantae; Streptophyta; Magnoliopsida; Brassicales; Brassicaceae
Source: the annotation of a GenBank genome assembly